GUCAAUCAAUCGCUUUUGUCCACCCACUUGAUUGGCAAAACGCACACACACAGACCACCCACACACGCACACAAAUAGCCACACGGGCCGUCCCGCUGUCUGUCUGCCCUUUUCCCUUUCUACCUGCUGUUUGUAUCCAUCGGCCGGCCGGCCCUCGGUCAAUCACUUGAGGCGGUGCUCAUCUGCGUCUGCCUUUUGUCUCUUUUCGCCGCUUGUGUGGCCGUGCCCUGACGUCCUCAUAAGCCAUCUCCUUGACUGUCUGCCAGAAGGCCUCCUGGCCGGGCCUCGAGCAGGGCGACUCGAUGGCCGGGUCUCGCAUGUCGGCGAAGUUGCUGUCGUCGAGGCAGUACUCCUUCUCCCUCGUGAUUCUGUUUCCUUCCAUGGCGUCAGCUGCUGCAGUAAGUGCAGCCACCCAUCCAUCCGUCCAUUGCACAGACACAUGCCUUUGCGGUCUCUCUGUACCUGUGGUGGUGACUUACGGACGCCAUACCUUGUGUCAUUGCAAAGCAGGAGAGGCUGGCGUCGUUUUCGACUAGGUGGGCGAUUUGCGACGCGGCCGUGUAUCCGCCGUUGACGUACGUCUCCGACUUGCUCAUCGACGUGCACAAGUCCACCAGCCGGCUGCAUCCAUUGCACACACAAACUCUCUCUCUGCGCGCGCGCGCGCGCGUGUGUGUGUGACAUGCCUGCGCGCCUCUACAGAGUCAUCUGGUCUGACGCCGCCCGUGACUGAUACGACCGUGGCGCAUGGGCACCUCUUGGUCCAUCUCUCUGGUGCCUCCGCGUCCAUCAAGAGAUACGAAAAAUCUGCGCAGAUGCACAGCCACAACCAUCUGUGGGUGAGGGUCGCGUAUGUGUGCGUAUGUGUGUUUGGCCAACCGACCGAUGAGGGCCAUGUCGCUCGCUUUGGGGGGGAAAUUCAUGUACACGAACUGCGCCCAUGCAACGCACACAGCGCACUGGUGGUCUGUGUCUCUGUGUCUCUGUCUGUCUGUCUGUCUGCCUGCGUGUGGUAUGCAUACACAGAGGGAUACGCUCACACACGUCAUAUGUGGUCUUCCAGGAGACGGUGGUGCUUUCGUUGGUCUUGGUCAAUGGCGUAAUGGCCAUGUUUUUCAAAUUGCCGGACUGCAGCACACACAUUACACACAUUACCGAGAGCACACGCGGCGGACACGUUCGUGCAAGCUCGUGUGUGUGUGUGUGUGUGCUUUCUCUCGUUCACUGCGGCGCGUGGCGUUUGGCCGGUUGGCGGCACACACACACACACACACGCACACACACACACACACACACAGAGAGAGAGAGAGAGAGAAAGAAGGAGAGAGAAGGAGAGAAAGAUGAAGCUGGAUGUGUGUGCGUGUGUCUCCCUCUCUGUGUGUGUAUGCCUUUCCCCACUCACCGUGCAUAUCGCAGUGGUGCACGCCGACUUUCUGCAUCUGGAUGGCCACUUCUGCCAUGCCCAUCAUCAGCAGAGACCCAAUAGGAAUGGUCUCGCCCUUAUCCACGCAAAACAGCACACACGCCCGCCUCCAAAUGGCGCGUUUAUGGAUGGAUGGAUGGAUGGAUGGAUGCCUCACCGUCGGCAGUUUUUGUAUCUUCUCGAGGCCCUUGUUGAUUGUCCUCGCCAGGGGGAGGAUUUCAAUGAUCAGAUAAUCUGGUAUACACCGGGCGCACGGGCACCAAUACACAACAGACGCGUGAAUGCAUGGUUGCGUGUGUGCAUUGACCUUUCAUGGCCUCCUCCUUGCGAGAGACUGCGUCAUGCACCACAUAAUAGGACGGGAUCUGCACAGACACAGACAGACAGACAGACAAACAGACCGACACGCACAGAGGCGAGACACACAGUCGGUCUUGCUGUGAUUGCCAUGAUGAAGUACGCACCCUUGGGAAAUCGCCGGCCAGGUACGCGACUCGCAGCAUCUUGAGCGACUCCGAGUACUCAGGAUUGCGUUCCGCCUCCGCGCCAAUGGGCUCCUCCCGCUCGUCAGUUAUCGCCGUCCACAGCUUUUCAUACACUGACGACAUGACGACACACACACAAGACGACCAACACCAAGGUCUCUCUCUCUCUCUGUGUGUGUGUGUGUGUGUGUGCCUUUUUUUUCUCCCUUGAGAGCCCGGUCUUGUUUGGUGGGCCCUUUGCCUCCCUCCGCCGCCCCGUGCAGUGAUGCCUUGAUGGCCACAGCCACACCCUUGUCGUGCGGUAUCGUCACGCCACCGGCAGCCUUGCUCAUGUCGCGAAUCUCAUAGUUGCACGCUGACAUAAAACACACAGCAGGAGAAACACAAACAGCGAGACACAUCGGUCGACUGAUCAUGAUUGAUUGAUCUCUGACUGACUGACUGACUGACUGGCUCACCGGGCACAAUGGUUGCGAAGAUGACGACGCCGUUGGCGCCCGUCGCGCAACGAAGCUUGUAAUCUUCGCCGAUCCUGACCUCUUUGAUCUUUGGCUUUUUCUUCUUCUUCUCCUGUGACUCCUUCUUGGCUUCGUACACCAGCCGGACAUUGCUCUCGGCCAGCUUCUCCGACUUGAACUCGCCCCAGAACUGCCGCAGGGCGCCCAGAUCGUUGCCCAUCGUGUGCAGCUGAUCUGCACACCCAGACAGACAGACAGACACGCACCGAGACAUAGACACACCGACGAGAGGAUUGGACAGUGCAAACGUAUCGGCCACCCACCCUGGACGUUGCAGUAGACGUAAGGCCUGGAGCAGAUGAACCUGACGGCCUCCACGACUGUCUCAGGCGUCGAUGUCACAUUGAUGGUCCGGCUGUCGGCACACAUGGCCGCCUCGUCGUACUCGCCCGCAGACACAGACGCAGACACAGAGUGGGCUGCCGGAAACCGCCUGCGUUUCAGGUGGAUGGCCGCCCGCCGCUUGACGAUGAGGGAUGGUGCGGCGCCCUGCCGGACGCCCCUGCUCCUCCACGCGACUCUGCCCUGUCCGGCGGACAGUGCCUGCACGCGCCCGGCCUCCCAUUGCGUGGCGAGUAGAAGGGAAAGGGACAGGAAGCGGCGUAGAGUCCACAU
This is a messenger RNA of Vitrella brassicaformis, 3041 nucleotides long. The record is from the annotation of a GenBank genome assembly. NCBI's taxonomy places the organism in Eukaryota, Vitrellaceae.